Molecule: messenger RNA, 2033 nt
Organism: Trematomus bernacchii (emerald rockcod)
Lineage: Eukaryota; Metazoa; Chordata; Actinopteri; Perciformes; Nototheniidae
Product: myosin light chain kinase, smooth muscle-like
Biological process (GO): protein phosphorylation
Molecular function (GO): protein binding; protein kinase activity; ATP binding
Source: RefSeq, a predicted model, not a curated record
UUCUGUGUACAUCUCAGGCAUGCCAGAGAGGAGACACAUAAUUAUUAAAGUACACAGAGUCUCCAUUUACUGAAGAGAGAAAAAAUAGUUGUUGUGAUUGGUCGAUGGCUUAGAGAUGUCCCGCCCCCUUAGCCUAUCACUUACAAUGUGUUGGAGCACUAGCGCGAGUGUUAUGUAGUGAUGUCCCUGUGUGCCGGAAGUAAAGAAAGGACUACAGAACGGCCCUUAAACUGUGAAUGUGCAUCUCUGUUGUUUUUAAACAGGUGAACAGGUGUGAUGUUUCUUCUUGGUGUGUUUUUGUUUCAGGGCCACUGCAGGGCUGCAGCAGGUCAAAUGUCACAAAGGUCACGGAGGUCAGAUUCAAUCAGGCGCCUCGAUUCCUCUGCCGCCUCGCAGACCUGAAGGUGAUGGACGGCAGCGCGGUGACCAUGACGGUGGAGCUGACCGGUCUCCCCCCCCCUGAGGUGGUCUGGCUCCACGAUGAACAGCAGGUUUCUGAGACGGAGGAUUUCCAUCUCCUUCGUGACGGGACUCUCUGCUCUCUGAUGAUCCAGGAGGUUUUCCCCGAGGACACCGGGAUGUACAGCUGCCGGGCAUCGAACCGGCUCGGAGAGGACCGGACACAGUGCCGCCUCACCGUGGAGGAGCCCCAGGACGGGGUGCAGCCGUGGUUCAUCACCAAGCCCAAAGCAGUGAGAGCGGUUCAGGGUCAACACGUCCUGCUGUCCUGCGCUGUGGCUGGAGACCCUUUCCCAGGGUGCACCUGGGCCAGAGCCGGACGACCUCUGACCUCCGGGGGCGACUACGAACUGCUGCAGAAAGAGGACGUCAUCUCACUGCUGAUCAGGAGGGUUACAGAUCUUCACGCUGGAGAGUACGUGAUCACUCUGAGGAACCAGGUUGGGCAGUGCAGCGCUGUGGCCUGUCUGUCUGUCACUGACGGAGAGACAGACAGGUCGGCAGGACGAGAGACAGACAGGUCGGCAGGACGAGAGACAGACAGGUCGGCAGGACGAGAGACAGACAGAGGACGAAGAGGAGGAGGAGGAAGAGGAGGAGGAGGAGCAGUGAGAGGAGGAGAGCAGCAGGGCAGCAGAGUCAGUCGGCAGGAGGCCAACGAGCAGCAGAAGAAGAACCUGCAGCAGGAGGAGAAGACGCUCCUGCAGAAGAAGAAGAAAGAGGAGGAGGAGGAGGACCAGAAGCUUCUGGGACACAGAGCACUCAAAAACAACCGUGAAGAGGAAGAGGAGGAGGUGAGGGAGGAAGAGCGCCGCAGCCAAAACAGCAUCAUCAUGGACUUCAAGGCUAACCUGAAAGGUGUGAAGAAGGCGGAGGAUCGGAAAGCCGCGGCGCCGCAGGUCGACUUCAGGGCCGUGCUGGGGAAGAAGAGCGGAGCGAAACCAGCCGAGAAAAACGUGGAAGAAGGCAUCAAGAAGACGAGCCCCGAGAAGAACGGGGAGAAGAUGGCGGAGAACAACUGUGUGGACGAGGGUCUGAAGGAGAAGAAGGCGGGGGGGAAGAUGGCUCCUGAGUUCUUGGAGAAGCUUUGUGACGUGACGGUGAUCGACGGACAUAUCCUCCGUCUGCAGUGCCGUCUGAACGCCUCGGAUCCUCCGUCUGUCACCUGGACGCUGGACGGAAAGACCAUCAAACCCUCCAAGUUCAUCGUGCUCGCCAACGAAGGCGGCCUGUGCUCCCUGACUAUAGGGAAAGCUCUUCCUGAGGAUGAAGGAGAAUAUAAAUGCAGAGCGGAGAACUCAGCUGGGAAAUCUGAGAGCUGCUGCAUGGUGCUGGUGGACGAUCCGACAGAAAACUCCAUCUCCGAUAAAAAGAAGACGAAGGCUCCGACCUCCGAGAGUGAAGCCAGAAUAAAGAAACCGACCACCAAGACUCCUCCAAAACAAGCCGUUCCUCCUCAGAUCCUGCAGUUCCCCGAGGACAUGAAGAUCUUAGCGGGAGAGAAGGUGGAGAUCCUCUGCAGGUUCUCUGGAGCUGCUCCCAUCACCUGCACCUGGCUGAAGUUCAGGAAACCA